Molecule: messenger RNA, 1009 nt
Organism: Tribolium madens (black flour beetle)
Lineage: Eukaryota; Metazoa; Arthropoda; Insecta; Coleoptera; Tenebrionidae
Exons: 1
Coding region: 59-853 (264 amino acids)
Source: RefSeq, a predicted model, not a curated record
GUGUCAACAGUGUCCCUAACCUCACUUUUGUACAAAUUGUUUGGUUUAAAGCAAAAAAAUGAAACAGAUUUUCUUCUGUUCGGUCUCCAAUUGCUAUACAAACAGCCAAACCCACCCUUUGUUGUCUUUCCACCCGUUUCCCCCCAAGUCUGUGACUUACCUCUACGUGAAGACCCUCGAGAAGGGCCCCGAGCGCCGCAUUUGCAUCCGGAAACUCUGGGAGGCAAUCCUCCUGAUGAAAACCCCCGCGAAGCGCGAACGCGUCUGCUCUAUGCAUUUCCAGAAGACGGAUUAUGGUGCAAACACCCUCAAUAGUAGGGCCAUCCCCACAUUGAACCUGCCCCAGGCCCCCAUCAGCGUGCGCGUCUGCGACGUCCACUCGUGCACCAACCAGGACAACAUCCAAAAAAACAAGCAUUUUUUCACAUUACAGCGCAACGAGUCGAAUUUGUGGCGCUUCCAAAACUGGAAGAAGUUCACAAGGGGGCGCAGCGAGAAUGAGGUGACGGUGUGCUCCGAUCAUUUUAUUCUAGGGUUUCCGGUGGACAAUCCCCGGAGUCCGGAUUACGUCCCCAGUCGGUGUUUGGACCCCCAGAUCGAGGAGGUGGAUGUGAGCGAGUGUGGGGGCGGUGUCAGUGUGGGGGACUGCACCAGGGAGGAUCCCCUACAAGUGGCUGAGCCCGAAUUCGUGGGGGUGGUGGACACGCGAGAGGCGGGGGAACUACCCGAGAAUAUUUUUGAGGAGUGCAUCAAAGUCGAACCGCUGGAUCUGGACGAGGAGGCUUUGGGGAUUCCCCCACACGAAAUUAAAACCGAGGCAAACCCUCAAGAGGAACACUCGUAUUGCAAAUAGUUUUUAUUAUAAAUCUAUAAAAAAAGGUGUUUUUUUGAAUUUCUGAGUCGGUAUUAAAGAUCUCUUUCUUGUCAACUGUGACCACAAAAUUAAAUAAAUCAAACGCUCAAGACAAGCAUUCGUAUUGUAAAUAGUUUCUAUUAAAAGUUUAUAAAA